AUGGAUGAUGGUCUCCGACCUAAUCUGGACAUUAGAACUUUCUCUAACGACUUGGGGAAGCACUUUGUUCAGAAGAUAGAUACUAUCCGCACACAGCUUGACACCAAUCAACAGAGUGAUUCAUAUCCAGAAGAUGACACUCCAUCUGCUGCUCAGCAGACUGAUUCACUUCCGGAAGAUGACAUUGCGUCUGCUGUUCUUGAUGAGACUGUGUCAUCAAUCCCUACUUUUACAAUGCUAUCAGUUCGAGAUCUUAAACAGCUUAUCCAGAACUCCGCCCUUAAAUCGUGCCCUCUUAACCCUAUGCCAUCCACACUGGUUAGCAAAUGUGAGGAUCUCCUCCCAGUUCUCACAAAAAUCGAUAACAACUCAUUACAGUCUGGGCGUUUUCCGGAAAUUUGGAAAGAGGCUUUAGUUUUUCCACUGUUAAAGAAACCCAGUCUCGUUGUUAUCUUUUUGAGAACUUCUGUCCUGUGAGCAGAUUGACAAGCGAUGACAAAUGAAAUGUUUCUUCCCCUCUAAACUUUGACUGAAUUCGUUUAAAAUAGUGGCGUUGCAUUGUAACUGCAUGACACACUUUGGCACAGAAGCAAAACUAUUAAUUCUUCAUGAGACCAAACUAUAGCUCUUUACACAGAAAUCUCAUUUGGUUUGGAAGCUAAAAUGAUGCGUAUAAAAACUAUACAGGAAUUUAGAUCAGUUGGUGGUUGGAACGUUUCUUUUUGUGCUCACUCCUCCUCUUCUAAGAUUAGAAAUAUUCAUUUACGUCUUUUUCGUCCCAACCAAGGACCACAUACUGUACACUUAAUUGAAACUUGUCAGCGUGCAAAGAAAGUCAUGUCCCAUAGCCCAGGACUAAUGGAUGUUGCAAACAGGCAAAUGAAUUCUGUUCUUAACUUGCCCAACAAGCAAAUGUUUUUGAGGAAAUCUAGAUUACAGAAGGACUGUUAUCAAUCCUGCUCAUCAAAGUUUUUGAGGGGCUGAUAAAAAUGGCCCUUGGGCUAGUACAUGUUAGCUGCAGCUCGCCCAAAUGCCAGGCUGUAAAACUGACUUGUGGGCUUUCGCACUUUGCGAGUUGUUCACUGAGAUUUUAUCUGAGAUGAUAUUUGUCUGUCUUGAUAUUUUGAGGUCUUGAAGCCAUUUAGCAGGUGGUGGGACGAAUCUGUUUUCAUUCAAAAGGUUUAAUUUUUUUCGGCAUCUGACAAAUUUCAGUAGAUUAAAUUUUGUGCUGAAGUGACAUCUGUUUUUUUGCCUUAGGUUGAUGUCUUCUUGUGUAACGAAUUUCGUGGCUGCUUGUCAUUUGAAGCCUGUCCGUUUCCUGUUUGUAGUUUUUCUGUGGUUUUUGGUCCCAGGGGUUUUAGGGGUUACAAGCAAAUAAGCAAUUUUAUAAAGACAUUUAGCGUCACCAGUUUCCUCUGAAAUGCAUAGAUCUGAAUUAGUCUGUGUAUUAGUGGUCACCAGUUGUUUUGUCUGUGAAUGUAAUGAUUCCCAGCUCUUUAGAGUUGUUUGCAGUAAAAUUUCAUGGAUAGUGAUCAACAGGACAAAAUCUUAAAAAAGCAAGAAUUAUAGCUGACAUUGAAGCUUUACCAAUAAUAUUAUUGAGAAUGAUGCCCUUUUUUAGAUAACCAGAGUCCUUGGACCGGAGGGUGAUGCUAUGUAAUUACUCAUUUUUCAAUUACUUUUGGAAUUAGCAUUUGCCUUAUCCCACUUUCUUCUUAUCCUCCUCUACUUCUUCACCGAUUCAAAUGGCUGCAGCUGAAAUUCACACUCUUGGUGUCAAAUCUAUAGAUGAGCAGUAAAAAGACUAUUAUUAUAGAUUUCUCUGAAAUGUCAGCAGCCUUUUUGCAGUCAUUGGAAGAGCUAAAAAUUAAAUUAAACUUUUGCGGAAGCUGGUGGUGUAAUCCCCAAAACUUCAUUUCCCUGUAGGUCCCUGAGCCAAGCUCAGAAGACAGUCAAGUUUUCUGCACUUUUUAAGCUCCUUUGUCUCGAAAAUGUCGCAGCAGUCAUGUAAACCAUCAAUAGAAAACGUUGUAAUGUGUAUUCAUCAAAAUCACAUGCAUGAUCGUGUUGGUUAUUGUCUUAGAGAUGACUGAUAAUGGUUCGCGCAAUUAACUGUCAAAACUGACCAAUCAGAGGGUAUACCAGUAGCUGGUACACUGGAACAGUUCAUUUAAAGAAAUGAUUACAGGCUCUGCCACCCUCCAUCUCCCCAGUUUCCUCCCGUUUUAUUUUCGUGUUGCACUUUCUCACUUUUGCAGACCCAACUAUCUUGGAUCCUGAAACAGCUAGGCUAUCUUGUUCUGGAAUAUGAUCGAUCGAAUCACUCUUAGUUGCCAAAUGGCAUUUUUAAUUAGGUUUUAGCCUGACAUUCUUGUGCUUCUGAUACAUGACAUUUGUUAAGAAUACACAAAUGUUUGUUUGUAAGAACAUGAUUAAGGAAAGCAGAGCUGUGAGUCCAGACUGAGACUUCUGUACUGCUGAUGACUUUUUCGGUGUACCGACUUUUGUGUAUUGAAAAUUCAAUCCUCUUCUUCCUUACACUGUAUAUUUUCUAAAUCUUGGAUAAAGUAAAUAAGGUUAUUCAAGUUCAAGAGUGACUUCACAGCUGUUACAUGAAUUUCUCAAACUCGUUAAUUAUUCAUGAGGGCAACAACCAAUACAUGAGGUAUAUUUGGGUCACAUGCAUGAACCUUGAUACCCAAUGAACACUCAGAUGAAAAUCUUAUGGUUUUUGAUCUGAGAUCAAACAUGGUUUCGAUCUCAGAUCAAAUACAUGCAUUUUAAUGAGCAUUUUUCGAUUAUUAAUACAUCAUCAACAACAAUCCUAAAAUUACGUGAAUAUUAAUUGAUAUAAUUAACCUUGAUAGUGUAGGAUACCACAAGCUAUUCCAUAAACAGGCUUUGGUGGAUAUCUCUCCCUCGGCUUCUCGGCCACCUCCAUCAAGCUAGCCAGUAAUUCAAGUUUACUACAUCCAUUUCUUCAAUGCGGGUAGACAGCUGACCUUGUGUAAAUCAUAGUUUUUAAAGAGCCCUCCUGGAUCUAAAACAGGAGCUUUAACCGACCGAGAAAUUAGCCAUUCGCCAAAAAUUGUUACUGCCCAUUUGUUCUUAUAUUUGGUUGACGAGAGAAUAGCUUUUCUGACUAACUUGUGUUCUUCGUUAAUCGUUUUCGGCUCCGUAAAUCUUCCCUCCCCAUCUUCACUUAUGGUCAGACACCAAAACAAUUAAUUAUGCAUGUUAACACAAUGUUACGGAAAAUGGCAAGAUUGCAUCACCAAAAAAACAAUAGCGAAAAAAUGGAUCACUGCAUAUUUUUUUUAUUGUUUGAGAAGUCAUCUCAAAGACUCGUGCUUCGGGUUUCAUCAGGGGUUCCAAGCACCUUGAAACAAUAAAAGCACUCGGCCUGGAAUUACACCAGUAACAAAAUAAAUCUGGCCAGGCUGCUUCAAGACCAUGAUGGCUUUGUGAUUGUUCCUCAGAUAUCAAGAAUAUCCUUCAUGUGUUUGCAAGAAAUUUGCCAUGAAAAUUCACAAUAGAAAAUGAUACUUGCAAGGAAAGUGGCGAUAAUAUGCAUUUCAAAUGGUUUUAUGUCAUUUCUCUUCUAAGAAAUGUGAAGAAGAGUCUACCCUACUUCAUACUAAUUGGAAAUCCAGUCUUUCCCCAGUUUUGUUGGCCCAAAAUUAUCCAAUAUAAUAAUAACACAAAAAGUUGGGCUACAGGUAUUUUGGAAGCAUAUUAUAGAAAUGACAACUUGUCAAUAUUUACAUUUCAGUGGUGGCAACCAUAAGCCAAACCCAUCAUCAACAAAAAUUGACGUCAAUUAAUUGUUCAAUGUAAAAGUUUAAGGGGGGACCUGGCCACUUCAGCAGUCUUCACAGUUUCACUGAUACUGGCGGAUCUCCACCUUGAUGAAAUACUGCUCUUUCCUAGUGUCAAGAAUGUCUAGAGUGCAUCAUGAAUUUGGGGGAAAAAUUGAAUAUUAAGGUCAUGGAAAUUAGUGCUCCACUUUAUUCAUGGUGUGGUAAUUCACAUUACAGUGUAACAUAAAUUGAUCUGACUUUAAUUAAUGCUAAUCUUUGAAAUUUGCAUUAGUUUCAUGAAGUGUUAAUUUCUCGUAAAAAAGUGUCUAGCUCUCCAUGUUUUCUCUUUAACCAAAGGCUUGCCCACAAAGAGUUACUACAGGAAGCAAAACAAGCACGGUCAAGAGCAGAAACAAUGGGUGCAGCAGGCUGGUGAGUUUUUUUUUUAUGAAAAACAUAUAGGAUGGUUUCCAUCCAACAAAAGUUAAUACUAUUAUUAAUUAUUAUUAAAAAACAAUAUUAAAAAAUGUUCCCCAAAGCUGAGAGAAAGAUCAAAAUUAAUUUAUGACUGGUGUUAUAUAAACUUUGGAGUUAUCAUGACAACUUCAUGAUGUCAUUACUUAUAAUACCUACAGGAUCCUAUUUUUUGUUACAUUGCUCACUAGAUCUUGUACCUCCUGUAGCCUCUUUGGUGUUCAUAGUUUGAGCGAAUUCUAUAAGAAUACUUAAAUGAAGAGAUCAACUAAAAAUGCAUUUGCAUCUUGUGAAGACUAAAAUACAUAGGCACGAGUAACAGAGAUACUUACCAGGAGACACAAAGAUUGGAAAACUGAACAAGUGCAUUGGGGGCAGUAUUUGCUCACCCCUAGAAGUUUCUAUUGACUGGUUAUUAGUUGCUACAAUGUAUCCUUUUUUCUUUGCUCAUGACAUGAUGGCACCUACCCCAGAACACCGCAACUGGCUUAGAUCUAAACCGGGCGGUAGGAGAUGUUCCGUCAUGGUCAGUUUUAAUUUAGUUAAAAAAUGAAAAAUUAACCUCACUGUUAAGUCCUAUUGUAAUAUUUUUUUUCAGGCAAAAAUGUCCUAUUCCUGCAACAAACAAAAGGUUCCUUCACAAUGCCCUUCUAAGCACACUUGAACCAAAAAGAAAGAAAUCCAGACCAGGUACUGAAAAUUGAAUCUUCAAAUUAUGCAGUAAGAUCAUGCGGGAUACAUGCACAGUACAGUCACUCAGUUGCUUUUGUUAAAGUCUACAUUAAUGCCACCCAUUCAACCACUUUGCUCUGAUUGAUUGCUUUUCUCCAGAUUUUGAGAGAUAAGACCUAUUGAUUAUUCACUCCCAGAGUGAAUGAUGGAGUCUCGUAAGGUGCCGGGUUCUUAUUUUUGAGUCUCCAGACAAAAUAUUGGAGUGUGGCCGUUCAAAUGAAACCUCUUUGCGGUAGUACUUUCACAUUGUGCUGUUUUUUUAUCUCUUGCAAGCAUACCUUGAAAAAAAUGAAUUUUUUCCCCAAAAGUAAAUCAGAGUAAGAGAAAAAUUUUCUUAUUCACUUGUCCCUCCGACAAGCACUUUAUUAAAUUUGGUUGUCCAAUACCCAAGAGUUCUUAUCCAAAAAGUUUUGCCAGGUUCCUAAGCCAAAUGGAACUCGUAAAAACAAAUGAAAUGAAAUGGUCGCGGUAUGGCAAAGUUAAAAGGAAUAUUUAACCUUAUUUUGUCAAGUAUGAUCGAGGUUUGCUUUAAUGACUACAAGGUAAAAGGUUUACAUGUCCGAACUAAAUUGCCUUAACGUUAGCUAGUAAUAGUUGACACUACAGCUGCCCCCGCUCUGUAUAUUGUAGGUCAAUAGUAUUCUUGCUCGUUGUGUAGCCGUCUUUGAAAUAUACCGAUUAAUAAUGAAGAUGUUCACACAUAUUUUAUACAAUAGGUGAGAUAAACGCUAGGUUCCAUGCACAGUUUCGGUUCGAUUCACACAGCUUUGAUCAAAACAUUUUCAGUUUCGAGAAUAGUUUAUUCUAAACCAUAAGAAAAGAUUUAAAUAGAAGUUUAAUUUUUCGCUAUUUCUAUUUCACUUUCUACAUUUAGUUCAUUUCAUUUGCCGGAAAGUAGGCCUUAGAAAUUAAAAGGACGUUUGAUCAAUUCACGCUCGCGCAUUCUAGUCUUAUUUUUUUAAAACUUAUAUAGCGGAAGGACAUCUGUGUGCAGGGAAUAAGUCAGCGCAGAAUUUGAUGGUCGUCGAAUUUCUGUAAUCGUCCAUCGUUCUGCUUUUGAUGUAUAAGCUAACCGUUGAAUCAUUCACUCGUCUUGCUUGUGUGGGGCCGAGACUUAUUCCGGUCAAAGAAAGAGAAAGAGUGUCUGGCAAGGUUUCCAAUCAAAGAUUUGUAACCUCGUGUCUGGCAAACUCACUUGGUGUUAAAAUAUACACUGUUAUACGCACCUUAUAACUUCAUCUGUUCUUAACGAGUGUCUUUUGGUCCAUAACUUUGAUAACAUUCUGCUCCACGGAAUGUCACUGAUAACACGUAACGCAAGGAGUAUCGAAGUAUGACUGCACAAUUAAUGUAAGCGGUCCCUUCGGGAUUUUUUGUGUUUUACGUCAUCCUAACCAUUUCGUACUUGCGGGCGCAAACAAUAGAAACGUCAUCAUUACCUACCGACUCCUCGCAGCCCCUGUUCAAGCAAAUCGAGAUUCAAAUCUAUAUUAACUGUAUGACUGUAUAUUUCAACUGUAAGUACUUUCCUUAACAUACGUGUGAGUUACUAGAGUGCGUCCUCGGGAUUUCGCCUUCUAAUCCCUGCGGGGGCAAUUAUGGUCACGUGACAAGGAAUUGAAAAUGAAGGAAAUUGGUCAAUUGGUGGCGAAUUUACUUUGUUUGAUAAAUAACUCGUCGUUUCUGAUAGAGGGUAAAAAUACCUUACUUUCUUCGUUUGGGAUGAACUCAUAAUUUUUUAUUUUACAUGUCCGAACUAAAUUUCUACUUGCCCCGGACAAUCGGGCAUAGGUUUUGGUGCACCGGUGGCGCACCCUGUAAAUCUUGAGGUCCUCUUGUGCCUUAACGUUAAAUUAUGGUCACUUGACAUGUCACGUGACAAGGAUUUGAAAAUGAAGGAAAUUGGUCAGUUGGUGGCGAAUUUAUUUUGUUUGAAUAAAUAACUCGUCGUUUCUGAUAGAGGGUAAACAUACCUUACUUUCUUCGUUUGGAAUGAAUAAUAAAAUAAUAAAUAAUAAUAUAUAAUUUAUUUCUAUAGAGCAUUUUCCUAACGCCCAAAUGCGCUUUACAGUGUCAGAUAUAUUAUAAUCUAUACACUAAAAAAUGUAAAAAAUCCUAAGAAUCGAAAAAAUCAAAAGUCUUAAAGUCCUAAAAAUCAAAAAAAGAAAAAAAUUGAAAGGCUAAAAAUAUGCUUGUCGAAAAAGAUAGGUCUUAAGCUUAGCUUUAAAGAUAGAGACAGAAGCGCUGCUUUUAAUCUCAAAUGGAAGCGAGUUCCAGAGGUAAGGCGCGCACACUGAGAAAGCCCUCAAGCCAAUCAAUUUGAGCUUGUGCGUUGGCUGCUCAAGUAGAGGUUGGUCAGCAGACCAAAGAGCUCGCCUGGGAACAUAAGGACUGAUGAGCUCAGUCAGGUACGUUGGAGUCGCACCAUGGAGUGCCUUAAAGGUGUACAAUAAGAUCUUAAAAACAAUACGCUGACGGACGGGGAGCCAGUGUAGCUCAAUAAGUAGUGGUGUGACAUGAUCAAACUUCCGCUUGCAAGUGAUCACUUUGGCCGCCGCGUUCAUAACAUAUUGUAGUCUCUGAAUAAGAUAAUCAGGUAGGCCAUAGAGAAGCGAAUUACAAUGAUCUAAGGGAGACGUUACUAACGCAUGCACUAGUGUUUUGGUUGAGUCAAUAAUAAGGCAUGAACGUAUACGACUAAUGUUUCUGAUGUGAUAAAAAGCCGUCCUGCAUAGUUCAUUGACGUGUUCCUCGAAACUCUCUGCAAAUUUCGAAGCCAGCACUUUGCAAAACGAUUUUGUCGUCUUCUUUCGUCUUGGAGUCGGGGGCAAAAACGGACAAGCUAUUUUUCUUCCUUGGAGGCAUUCACUUCCAAAAUCCAGGGAAGAACAGUGAGCACUAUACUUGUAGACCACGAUUGCUGUCAAAUUGCGUGAUUAGCUUGGUUCAACAGCGACAUGCGUUUCAAGUAUGACAGCACUUGUCAACGAUCAAUUAAAAUGAUUAGCACAGAAAAAACUUUUGCGCUCCGUAAGUCUGCACGGAAAAAACAUUUUUCCUGAACUUUUUUUGAAAAGAAAGCUCUUGAUGAGCUCUACUUAAUCAUCUAAAAAUUGAAAAUUUCGAAAAAUGAUGAUUUUUUACCCUGGAUGAUACCUUAAGUAAAAGCGCUUGUCUUUAAAGAACCAAUUAGCUUUUAAAACUAGAGGAAUCAAGUCGUCAGAGUUAAAAACUGUUUCAUUAGGUAAAAUCGCACGUGAAAACCUCGUGAGUUAAUAUAAUGAUGCAACCAUCUACCACACUGAUGAAAAUCUGAUUUCGUAACUUUUCUGUAUUCAAUGAGCCAGAUUAUCGUAGGAAACUUUUGAAACAUUUUCCAGUCUUCCUUCGACGCAACGUGUGUUGAGUUGAUAUUCAUUGUACUUUAAACAAUUUGUUUAAUUUGCACCAGAUGUCUGAAGGAAAUAUAAAGAAAAAAUAAUCUAUAGCAUGAGAAUCGACGCAGAACAAUCCCCAAUUUUGCCAAAAAAAAAAAGGUUUACAUUUAGGAUAAAAGGGGUGGAUCCUUGGUACGGUUACACUGAAGCAUUCAAAAUAGCUCAUCAUGUUAAACGUGCCUAUGUUGUCAGUUGUGAGGAAUCUAGGCAUUCGUUAUUGAAGCUACCAACAAUGCUUGGAAAUAAAGGUCAGGUAAAUUGGCGUUGUUUUUGCGACCCGUGGUUUCAAUUUGUUUCUUUGCUUUUCACAUGAGGCUAUUGUCUAUUUUUUUAUGCACGUGCGGAGUCUAACUUCUUUUACAUGUCUUUACAUGUCGUUUAUCGAAUCAUGGUCCUGGGAGAAGUUAAAACAAUUUGCUACUUUGUCGCUAUUUACUGCCGUGGCAAUGAAAAACCACCCACCUCACAGCAAAUGUAACCCACCUGACAAACUGUUUCAAUCUCUUAGUGAUCGUUAUCAGAGAAAACAAUGGCUACAGCCGUUAUUCGAUACUUUUCUUCUCUUUCAGAUAAUAAACAACAGGAGAUUAAGAUGAAAGGUCCUAAACCUUACAGGGAGAGCGACUGCAAGACGACAUCUUUUGCGGACAAAAAGAGGGAUAAAGAAAAGCAGAAAUGCAAAACCAUUUCGACAACAUCUGCUAAAUCUAAGCAGAAAUGA
This is a messenger RNA of Porites evermanni, 9164 nucleotides long. The record is from the annotation of a GenBank genome assembly. Lineage: Eukaryota; Metazoa; Cnidaria; Anthozoa; Scleractinia; Poritidae.